AUGAAGACCUCUGCUCUUGUUGCUGCCCUUCUCUCGGCGUGCGCGACUGUGUCCGCCGCCCCUGUGCCGACUCCUCCCGGCAUCCCCUCUGGCUCAACUGCCAAGUCGCAGCUUGCUGCCUUGACCGUCAAGACUGCUGUCGACGACGGCACCUACGACCGUGACCUUUUCCCCCACUGGAUCGAGCAGGGCAGCGGCUGCAACACGCGCGAGACCGUCCUCAAGCGUGACGGCACAAACGUUGUCGUCAACUCGAGCUGUGCUCCCACGUCCGGAUCAUGGAAGAGCCCAUACGACGGCGCCACCUGGACCGCCGCUUCUGAUAUCGACAUUGACCACAUGGUGCCCCUGAAGAACGCCUGGAUCUCUGGUGCCAGUGCCUGGACCACUGCCAAGCGUCAGCAGUUCGCCAACGACCUGACCCGCCCCCAGCUCUGGGCCGUCACCGACAACGUCAACCAGGCCAAGAGCGACAAGAGCCCCGACGUGUGGAAGCCCUCGCUCACCAGCUUCCACUGCACCUACGCCAGCAGCUGGGUCGCCGUCAAGUCGUACUGGGCCCUGUCCAUCACCAGCGCCGAGAAGUCUGCGCUCACCACCAUGCUCAACACCUGCUAA
Microdochium trichocladiopsis is the source of this 618-nucleotide messenger RNA. RefSeq lists its product as uncharacterized. Lineage: Eukaryota; Fungi; Ascomycota; Sordariomycetes; Xylariales; Microdochiaceae. The transcript is spliced from 3 exons. Bases 1 to 618 code for a protein of 205 amino acids. The record is from RefSeq and is a predicted model, not a curated record.